CCCUCCCUCCCUUUCUUGCUAAAGCAAGCCGCCGCCGCUUCUGCUCCUGCAAGCUCUAUAUUUCCAGGCCUGCUACAGUGCACCCAUCGCCAGCAUGAAGAAGGCGGUGUCAGUGAGAGGAGGUGGGAAGGGAGGCACAGCCCCUACGGACCUCCUGGUCUGCUUCGCCGCUCGGCAGCACCUGGCGCUGAUGCCCAAGCCCAUCUGCAGUCCGUCUCGGGCCACCAUGGACAAGGCAGCCGCCGCGCGCCGGCGCCAGCUCCAGCUCCAGCUGCCGGGCGCCAGCGCUGCUGCAGGUGGUGCGAGAGUGCGCGGCGGGAGUAGCCCGAUGUUCCGGGGGUCCAAGGCGAAGCAGAGGGCGGAGGAAGAAGAGGAGCCGCAGUCGCCCAAGGUCACGUGCGCUGGCCAGAUCAAGGUCAGCCGGCCCAAGAAGGUGAAGCCGGCCUCGACGGCAGCGGCGAAGCACAGUAGCGACGGCGCCGGCGGCGCCAGGAGCUGGCUCACCGUGAUGGAGGAGAUCGAGCGGCUUCACGGCCGCAGGAAGAAGGCGGGCUGGCUCGAGAACCUCGGGAUCAGGCGGCACGCGCUGCCGUUCGUAGGCGGCGCGCUCCGGAGCCUACGGUCCAAGGCACGCUGCUUUGGUUCCCUCCAUGCCGCGGCCGUGGACUCCUCCGUUGACUCCGACGGCAACGGCAAUGGCAACGACGCGGCGGGGCGUGGAAGUGAGCGCGGAGCCGGAGGGAGCGCCGCGGCCAGCGUAUUCUACAAGUGGCUCAUGGUGCUCGAAGGCGACCAGGAGCCCCUGGAGCAAGACGAAACCAGGUACGACGAGGAAUUCGGUCAGGGAGAAGACGUCGAGCGGCAGGUGGGAAAGGAGACGGACGAGGGCACGAACGGGCCGACGUCCGCGCCGCCGCCGAACGCGCUGCUGCUCAUGCGCUGCCGCUCGGCGCCGGCGACUGGGCUGUCCAUGUCCAGAAGGAGGACGUGUGAGCAGUUGGCUGGCGUGGUCGAACAAGGGAAAGGGGCCGCGGGCGGCGUGCCGGGAGACGCUGAAACAGAGGAGGACAAGGAGGAGCUGGCGUUCACGUGCACAGCGCCCGGCUUCAUGAAGCUGUCACUGGACAUCGCCAAGGAGACGUGGGUCGUCGGUGGCCGGGACCCGAUCGCGAGGAGCCGGAGCUGGAAGAGGUGACCGCCAACGCCAAGGCGCCAACAUGCGCCGCAUGCGCGACGCCGACGAGGAUGACGUGGAGGCGGAACCCAUCGUGCUGCCUUGUACAGAUCGCUUCACUAAUUUCUGUGCUGGAACAUAUAUAAACUCAUGUUUCGUAAAUGUUUGAGUUUUAAUCUUUGCAUU
Molecule: messenger RNA, 1360 nt
Organism: Zea mays
Lineage: Eukaryota; Viridiplantae; Streptophyta; Magnoliopsida; Poales; Poaceae
Exons: 1
Coding region: 95-1195 (366 amino acids)
Source: RefSeq, marked predicted